Messenger RNA from Megalops cyprinoides (Indo-Pacific tarpon), 2681 nucleotides. RefSeq names its product type I phosphatidylinositol 4,5-bisphosphate 4-phosphatase-A. The record is from RefSeq and is a predicted model, not a curated record. NCBI's taxonomy places the organism in Eukaryota, Metazoa, Chordata, Actinopteri, Elopiformes, Megalopidae. Gene Ontology annotation, molecular function: phosphatidylinositol-4,5-bisphosphate 4-phosphatase activity. Gene Ontology annotation, cellular component: plasma membrane; phagocytic vesicle membrane; late endosome membrane. Bases 91 to 891 code for a protein of 266 amino acids. The transcript is spliced from 7 exons. Gene Ontology annotation, biological process: phosphatidylinositol dephosphorylation.
UGUGUGGCGUGAACCAUCCCGCAUCCUGACAGCGGCGGGGCGGCCCUGCGAGCUGGCUACUCAUCGCCUUCCCACACCCGAGCUUUUGAAAUGGCGGACGGUGAGCGAUCGCCGCUACUGUCGGAUCUCGGUGACGGAGGUAACGGUGGAGUGUUACCGGGAGGCGCUCCAUAUGGCUUGCCUACCAAACCGCAGAGCUUCCCUCCCUUCCCCACCCCCUCCCAGCCCUCUGUGAUGCCAGGAGAGGACCCCCCUCCAUACUCCCCCCUCACGUCCCCUGAGAGCGGCAGCGCCCCGGUCAUCAGCUGCAGGGUGUGUCAGAGUCUCAUCAGCGUGGAGGGAAAGAUCCACCAGCACGUGGUCAAGUGUGGGGUGUGCAACGAGGCCACACCCAUAAAGAAUGCUCCACCAGGAAAGAAAUAUGUGCGCUGUCCGUGCAACUGUCUGCUGAUCUGCAAAGUCACCUCGCAGAGGAUCGCCUGUCCCCGGCCCUACUGUAAGAGGAUAAUAAAUCUGGGUCCAGUCCACCCGGGUCCAGCAAGCCCAGACCCCCAGCCAGCCGGAGCCAGAGUCACCUGUGGACACUGCAGCAACACCUUCCUGUGGACAGAGUUUACAGACAGAACACUCGCCAGAUGUCCUCACUGCAGGAAAGUCUCUUCAAUUGGUCGAAGGUACCCCAGGAGGCGGAGUUUGUGGUGCUUCCUGCUCUGUUUGCUUUUCAGCAUUGCCACGGCUGGACUGGUGGCCGGCACUUGGACCCAGGCGCGUCAGUACCGCGGGAUUUACGCAUCCUGGGCCUGCCUGCUUCUGCUGGUGCUGCUCACUCUGGGCCGAGCUGUGUACUGGAGCUGCAUGCGGGUUAGCCUUCCUCUACAGAGCUUCACAUAGAGCGAGCGGGAAGGAGGGAUGGAGGAAGAGAGGGAGAGAGGGAGGGAGAUGGAGAGAGGAAGAGGGAGGGCGAGAGAUAAGGAAACCAGAGAAAGCUAUCCAUUUACAUUUAUUUCUGAUGGAAUCAAAGUGUCUGUCCUUUCUUCCAAAUGGAGUGAGUGAAUUUGGUGACUUCCUAGGAUACUGGCUGUUAGACACAGGGCCUCUCUAGGGUGUCAGGUCAUUUCACAACAUUAAACCAUCCUCCUCUGUUCACUCUGCUGUUUUCAGAGAAAUGGCCUUUAAAAUGUCUUAUCUUCAACUUUGACUACAGUAAAAUAUUCAUCCCUUGAUUAUAAUUCACCAUUUCAUCGGAUUUUAAUUAACUCAGUUGGAAACUUCAAUAUUUGAUUAAUAAGGUAACUGUGAAAUUUCCCAGAAUCUUUCUUCUCUCUCCCAUUUUCCACCUGUCUUUCCCUCCUACUCUCUACCUAUCUCCCCUCUUUUCCUAGUUUUUAUCCUCUCCCCUUUCCUCAUUGGCUUGGCAGCAGGUGUUCGGUGUUGCAGACGCAUAAUAGGACAGAACAGAUUAACCCUCUCUGCUCCAUCUGAGAGAGUGAGACAGGACAGGGUAAAGUCUGCUCUGGCUGAUGUUCUGCAUGUACACUACAUGUACAUGAUAGUAGUCAACGACAUUCAUAGUCACAGCAACGCUGCCCCUUCCCUGAAUGUUAUGGUGAUUAUAAUUAUUGUUGAAUAUUAUACUGCGUAUGAGUAUCAUUAUUAAAACAUAUCUAAAACUUUGCCCUUCGGCCCCACCCACCCCAGUCCUUGUGCUUAAGAUGAGCAGCUCCAGCAGAGAAAGGGUUAAAACACUUGACAGCAUGCACACAGUAAAAUGAUAGUGUACACGGGUAUGGUGUGUGCAUGUGUGGUUGUACACACACAUACACACGCACGCGCACACACACAACCGCAUGGUCCUGGUUGCUGCAGUACUAACCAUUUGCUUUUUUGUACAUCUAAAUAUGAUUUUAUAUUGCUGUAUUGAUUGUAAAUAGGUGUUUUAUUUUGAUAUUUUUAAUCUUUAUUUGAAAGAACAUGUUGCACUACAUCUAUGGAUAAAUGAUUUCAUGAUUUUUUUUCUGUUUUUAUGUUAAUUAUUAUUUGUAAUUUUUGUACAUUCUUUGAUUUUACUUUUAUAAUGAACAUUAUUGGUCACUAACCAGUAUGAAAAUAACUGCACUACAAGUGUGUGUGUGUGUGUGUGUGUGUGUGUGUGUGUGUGUGUGUGUGUUGGAGGGCAGGUAAGAUGAGGAGGUUGACUGGCAGUGUAGUUGUAGAAAGGGGUCAUUACUCACCUGUGUACACUCAAACUCUUCUGUGCUUUCCUUGAAAGCCAUGAGGUGGUGAGUCUUCAGCACUCUUGAAGUCAUUUGUGAAGAUUAAAAAGUAAUGAUAAUGCCAUUAAUGAAGAUUAAAAUGUUGAUGUCAUUAAUGAUGAUUUGUCAGUAAUGUUCACAUCAUUAGUCAGGAUUCCAGAGUGAUGUCAUGUGCUGAUUCUGCUGUGGAAUGCUAGGAUUGGCUGCCACAUUGACAGUAAUGAUGUCACAGUGUGAGUGAGCAGCAUCGCCGGGUCACCAUGACCAGGUGGAAUAUGUGCUGCAUCUGGAGUCAUGUAGCUGUUCUAUCGAUACCAUGGUAGAGAUUUCAACAUGAAACCAAUCUACUGAUUCUGUGUCUGUGGAUUCUACAAUGAUAUCAUGAGCGAUGAUCAUCACUGAUAACAAUAAAAUACUGCUUUUUUUAUA